Messenger RNA from Talaromyces rugulosus, 3543 nucleotides. RefSeq lists its product as uncharacterized. Gene Ontology annotation, biological process: spliceosomal complex disassembly. Gene Ontology annotation, cellular component: catalytic step 2 spliceosome; intracellular anatomical structure. The coding region runs from base 1 to 3543 and encodes 1180 amino acids. Gene Ontology annotation, molecular function: RNA binding; ATP binding. The record is from RefSeq and is a predicted model, not a curated record. The transcript has a single exon. Lineage: Eukaryota; Fungi; Ascomycota; Eurotiomycetes; Eurotiales; Trichocomaceae.
AUGGACGACCUUCUCGAGCUCGAGCUCAUCGGGCUCGUGAACAAGGUGGUCUCCGAACUUCAAAACCACCUUGGAAUCAACGACAAGACCCUUGCAGAGUUCUUAGUCGCCCAGCGCCUCGAGUCCGACACGUCCGAGGCCUUCAAACGCAAGAUAACCGAACUAGAUCCCGAUUCCUUCCCUCCCAGUCUCAUCGAAAGUAUCGACCGCCUCGUUGUAAUGAUGCACCCGUCCAUGAAGGGGAAAACCGCGGCCAAAGGUGAUGAAUCAAAACACCAGCGAUCUGUCGAAGACAAAGCGCAAGUAUUCUCUGGUCUUGCCUUGCCCGAUCAAGCACCGGUUCAGGAUUCUAUCGACGAUGCCCUACUUGUGCUGGAAGCUCUAGAGCCAAAGAGCCGCAAGAGUAAGCCCCGAUCGCCACAACGAGGUCGCAGUCUCAGUCGCAGUCGCAGUCCCGAAAUAUGGAAGGAAAAACGCUCCAGAAGUCGCGAUAGACAUAGAAGCAGGAGAUAUGACGAGCACGAUUACGAUGACACGAAGGCACACAAGAAGCGACGCGACCGACGCGAUGAUUACGACGACAUCGACCGACAGAAGAAGGAUAGGCAUCGAUCUCGUCCGGUGGUGGACAAUGCUCCUAUCCUGCAUAAGAUUUAUGACGGGCACGUGACGGGCAUCAAGGACUUUGGCGCAUUUGUUAAUUUACACGGAAUCAAGGGGAAAGUGGAUGGGCUCGUUCAUGUCUCACGAUUAGCUGAAGGGCGCAUUAAUCAUCCGUCGGACUGGGUCGAACGGAAUCAACCCGUCAAGGUGAAAGUCACCACCAUCGAUGGGACGAGAAUCGGACUGUCCAUGAAGGAUGUCGACCAGGAGACUGGCCAAGAUUUGGCUCCCCAACCAACUUUCGGCUCUGGCGCAAACAUGCAAACUCUUGGUGGGGGCGAUAAUGGGUACAAUGAUGGCGGAUUCCAGGCUCCUGAACCAGCAAGAAGACCAAACAAGAGACUAACAUCUCCCGAGAGGUGGGAAAUUCGCCAGCUUAUUGCAUCGGGUGUCGCAAAAGCGUCAGAUUACCCCGAUUUAGAAGAAGACUACAACGCAACACUCAGAGGCGAUGGCGAGAUGCAACUGGAAGAAGACCUGGACAUUGAAGUCAAAGAAGAAGAGCCACCCUUCCUUGCUGGUCAAACGAAGCAGUCCCUUGAGCUGUCACCUAUCCGCGUCGUCAAGGCUCCCGACGGAUCUCUUAAUCGCGCUGCUAUGUCCGGCACAGCUCUAGGGAAAGAGAGAAAGGAACUACGACAACAAGAGGCCGAAGUGGCUGCCGAUGACGACGAAAAGGUUGACCUCUCAGCUCAGUGGAACGAUCCGAUGGUUGACCCGAGUCAGCGCAAGUUUGCUAGCGACCUGAAAACCCCUAAAGCUAACGCUGGAAAAUCUGAAAACAUUCCGGAAUGGAAACGCGUCACCCAACCGAAGGAUCAGUCAUAUGGAAAGAGAGCAAAUAUGACGAUAAAGCAGCAACGGGAAUCGCUUCCAGUUUUUGCUUUCCGAUCUCAGCUCAUUGAAGCCGUGCACCAGCAUCAGAUUCUCAUUGUGGUCGGCGAGACGGGAUCUGGUAAAACGACGCAGGUAACGCAAUAUCUUGCUGAGGCAGGCUUCACAAAUGAUGGCAUCAUUGGAUGCACUCAGCCUCGCCGUGUGGCCGCCAUGUCAGUGGCGAAGCGUGUAGCCGAAGAAGUCGGAUGUGUCCUAGGUGAAGAAGUGGGCUAUUCCAUUCGAUUCGAGGAAUGCACCAGCCCGGCUACUAAAAUCAAAUAUAUGACGGACGGUAUGCUUCAGCGUGAAAUUCUGCAAGACCCGAACCUCAAGAAAUACUCUAUCGUUAUGCUCGAUGAAGCACACGAGCGGACUAUUGCAACAGACGUUCUUUUUGCGCUGCUAAAAAAGACUUUGAAACACCGGCCGGAUCUUAAAGUGAUUGUUACGUCUGCCACUCUCGAUGCUGAAAAGUUCUCAACAUAUUUCAAUGACGCACCGAUUUUCAGUAUCCCCGGUCGAACGUUCCCUGUUGAAAUCCUAUAUUCCCGGGAACCCGAAUCGGAUUAUCUUGAUGCAGCUUUAGUUUCAGUCAUGCAAAUUCACCUCACGGAACCGGCGGGAGACAUCCUCUUGUUUUUAACGGGACAGGAAGAGAUUGAUACAUCCUGUGAAAUCCUAUACGAAAGGAUGAAGGCAUUGGGACCCAGUGUCCCUGAGUUGAUAAUUCUUCCUGUUUAUUCGGCCUUGCCUACUGAGAUGCAGAGCCGUAUUUUUGAUCCAGCACCUGCUGGCAGUAGAAAGGUUGUUAUCGCCACCAACAUUGCUGAAACAUCAAUUACGAUUGAUAAUAUUUACUACGUCGUCGAUCCCGGCUUCGUAAAACAAAAUGCGUACGAUCCGAAGCUAGGCAUGGAUUCCCUCAUCGUCACUCCCAUUUCUCAAGCACAAGCCAACCAACGUGCCGGCCGUGCCGGCCGAACCGGACCAGGUAAAUGCUUCCGGCUAUACACAGAAGCAGCGUACCAGUCCGAGAUGUUACCAACAACGAUUCCCGAUAUUCAACGUCAGAAUCUCUCCAUGACGAUUCUCAUGCUCAAAGCAAUGGGCAUAAACGACCUCUUGCACUUCGACUUCAUGGAUCCACCGCCAAUCAACACGACAUUAACAGCCUUGGAAGAACUAUACGCGCUUAGUGCACUCGACGACGAGGGGCUGCUAACACGCUUAGGACGCAAAAUGACCAGCUUUCCCAUGGAACCUUCACUUGCCAAGGUCCUACUCGCAGCGGUAGAACUAGGCUGCUCGGAUGAAAUGCUCUCUAUUGUGGCUAUGCUCAACUUGGCCAACGUCUUCUAUAGACCAAAGGAGAAGCAGACGCAGGCCGAUCAAAAGAAGGCCAAAUUCCACGACCCGAAUGGCGACCAUCUCACACUUUUGAACAUAUACAACUCGUGGAAGCAUAGUGGCUAUUCAAGUUCUUGGUGCUUUGAAAACUUUAUUCAGGCACGGUCAAUGAAACGGGCCAAAGAUGUGCGCGACCAGCUCGUCAAGAUUAUGGAACGAUCUCAUCAUAAAGUCAUUUCCUGUGGGCGUAAGACAGAACAAGUACGCCGAGCGUUAUGCGCUGGCUUCUUCCGCAAUGCAGCACGCAAGGAGACCGAGGCCGGAGCCGGGGGCUACAAGACCCUCACUGAGGGGACACCGGUCUACGUGCAUCCGUCAUCGGCGCUGUUUGGAAAACAGGCUGAGUGGGUGGUUUACCAUGAGCUGGUGCUUACAACACGCGAGUACAUGCGAUGGACCACGAGUAUUGACGCAAGGUGGCUGGUCGAUGCGGCCCCAACUUUCUUCAAAGUGGCGGGCACAGGCGGCACCAUGUCGAAGCGCCGGAAGCAGGAGAGGAUACAGCCUUUGUAUAAUAGGUAUGCUGGUGAAGAUGACUGGCGACUGUCAGCCCAGCGUAGGGGUGGCAGAGGUGGCGGCGGCGGCACCUGGGGAUGA